This is a messenger RNA of Prorocentrum cordatum, 777 nucleotides long. The record is from the annotation of a GenBank genome assembly. Lineage: Eukaryota; Dinophyceae; Prorocentrales; Prorocentraceae.
GAGAUCGUGGAGGCGUCGGCGUCUCCGGAAUUCUGCCGUGCUGUGCGGCCUUAUUGGCCGGUCGCUGGCGCGGACGCGGCCAUCGUGGUGCGCGCGUGGGUGAUGCGGGAGAUCGCGCUGGGGGCGGCAAAGCUGCCCCAGGCUAUUUUCCACCGGCCAGAGCAGGCAUCGGAUGGCCCAUGUGUGUGGGCUGAGUUCGACCUUCCAGCCUCCAAGUGCGAUCAGGAGGCGAAUGGAAAAAGGCGCGCCCUCGACUGCGCUUGCCCGUCGCCGCUGCGCCCAGUUGCGGCGUUCAGCCGCGCGGCGCGCGCCGCCAGCCAGGCGGCGGCGACGCAGGGUGCGCCAGCCCAGGGCGCUCCACUUUUUCCAGUCCGCAAGGGCGGUCUCGACUCGAAGGGCGAUUUCAUUCGCUUCUUCCAGGAUGCCUCGGCGAUGGUUGCGGUCGACGUGGCUGCGAUCUCAGGGCGCUCGCCGCGAGUGGCGGGCGCCCGUCGCAUGGCAUUAGCGGGUGUGCAUGUCUGGGUCAUUCAACUCUUCGGCCAGUGGGGCUCGGAUGUGGCCCUGUGGUAUUGUCGCGAGGUGCUGGCGGGCGGGCGCGCGGCGCCGUCGACUUGGGCGGCGCUCGCGCAGGGUGCCGGGUCAGGGGGCGACGUGGGGGCCGAGCUCGCGACGCAGGGGACGCGACCUCGUUGUGCUGAUUUCGGCGGCGGCGCCCCGCUUGAGCACGUGGCCGACGAGUUGCUGGAGUCGAUGGUGCUCGAGACCGCUCGUGAGCAG